GUUAGUACUACUCACAAUCGCCAUGUCUUCUGGUAAAAUCGAAACUGAUGAUAUAAAGACGCCAGACAGUUCAUUUGUCCUCAUCAUCCAGAAUAAACAGGCAAACGGCUGAUUUAAUUUAAUAUCAUAUCAUUUCAUACAUACCUGAGAACACAUACAAAAAUAUUAGUAAUAUUAUAUAUAUAUACACACAGUAUACAUAUAUUAGAUGAUUAGACUUUAGAAUAUAUUAAUAGGCCUACUGAUUCAGACCCAAAAUAAGAUUAAUUAAGUGGAUAAUUUCAUCCAUCAUUCAAAAUCUCAGAUUUCAUCAGACAUCUCUCUCAACCCAAAUCUAUAACCCCAAAGCAUAUAUCAAAGCUGUAGCUUUCUUUUAUGACUGGUUUUCGGUGACUUUUCUUCUUAUCUUCUUCUUCCCCAAAAAACCCAUGUUCAGAGAGUAAAAAAAACCAAUAUCCAGAUAGCUUCACAGCUCAACAAAGUUACCUUUUUUAUUUAUUAAACUUUCUCUUUCAUGACUUUUUGUCGCCGUCCAAUUUGUUUUCUUGUGGGCAAAGUUUUCAGCUUUUAGGAUCACUAUUUUCAUCUUCUUCUUCUUCUUCUUCUUUUUUUUUUUUUGGUCCUUUAUUAGUUAAUUCCAUGUAAUCUGUUUUUGGUAUGUUCCUAUCUAGAAAUUCUCGCUCCCUGUUACCGUAAUAUUCGAUUAUAUUUUUCAAAUUCCCUUCAUUUUGAAGGCUGUUUUGGAAUUAGACCCCUACUGUAAAAGCACUCUGUUUUGGGUUUUGAUUCUCUUAAAACCCUAACAGUCAAUCUCAAAGUAUUGCGUUUUUUUAGGAGUUGUGAUAAAGGUUGGGGUUUAUGGGGUUUAUGGGGUUUUGGGGUUUGAGUUAUGGAGUGGUGGUUGCAGUAUUGGUGUUUAUGGUGGUGGGUUCAGUGAAUGGGAUUGGAGCAAACUGGGGAACACAAGAUACCCACCUUCUGCCUCCUGCAACUGUGGUGAAGCUUCUGAGGGACAAUGGGUUUCAGAAGGUUAAGCUAUUCGACGCCGAUUCGACCACUUUGAAUGCUCUUAGUAAUUCUGGAUUAGAGGUCAUGGUUGGGAUACCCAAUGACAUGCUAUACACACUAGCCAACAGUGUGGGUGCUGCUCAGAAAUGGGUGGAAAAGAAUGUUUCUGCUCAUGUCUCCUCUGUCAACAUAAGGUAUGUUGCCGUUGGGAACGAACCAUUUCUGUCAGCAUACAAUGGAACCUUCCUUACGACAACUUUUCCUGCUCUUCAAAAUAUUCAGUCAGCCCUUGUAAAGGCUGGUCUGGGCAAUCAGGUGAAAGUCACUGUACCCCUCAAUGCUGAUGUAUAUCAGAGUUCAACAAUCCUUCCUUCUACUGGCGACUUCCGACCAGAUAUUCAUGACCUCAUGGUGGAGAUUGUUAAGUUCUUGAGUGAUAAUGGAGCUCCUUUCACUGUGAACAUAUAUCCUUUCAUAAGCCUAUACAAUGACCCCAGCUUUCCUGUUGACUUUGCCUUCUUUGAUGGCUAUUCGCCAGGCAUCAAUGACAAUGGAAGAAUCUAUGACAAUGUGUUUGAUGCAAACUACGAUACGCUUGUGUGGGCCUUGCAAACUAAUGGAUAUGGAAACUUGUCCAUAAUUGUUGGAGAAAUUGGAUGGCCUACUGAUGGAGAUCAAAAUGCGAAUCCGGUUUAUGCUCAAAGGUUCAACCAAGGCUUCAUGUCACACAUUUCGUCUGGUAAAGGGACCCCAAUGAGACCUGGCCAAGUCGAUGCCUACUUAUUUAGCCUCAUUGAUGAGGAUGCCAAGAGCAUUCAACCAGGAAACUUUGAACGCCACUGGGGGAUAUUUGGCUACGAUGGGCAGCCCAAAUACAAUCUCAGCCUAGGGACAACAAACUCGGGAGGUAUGGUAGCAGCAAGCAACGUUGCUUAUCUGGCCCAAAAAUGGUGUGUGAUGUUGCCAUCAGCAAGCCUGGAUGACCCACAAGUGGCCCUCAGUGUGAGCUAUGCUUGCGCCAAUGCUGACUGCACCAGUCUCGGUUAUGGGACAUCAUGCGCAAAUCUAGAUGCCCGCGGCAACAUUUCCUAUGCAUUCAACAGUUACUAUCAGCAGAACAACCAACUUGAUACUGCCUGCAUGUUUCCCAACCUUUCGGUUGUCACUACUAGCGAUCCAUCAACUGGAAAUUGCAAAUUUAAAAUCAUGAUCCAGUCAUUUAGUUCAGGUGUGAGUUCAGGUGUGACGGGUAGGAUUGGGCUUCUCUAUAAACAUUUUAGCAUGCUCAUCUUUAUGUCGUUAUUGAUAGUUUCUGUGACUUUUGGUGCUUGAUAUAAAAUUUAAAUAUAUACUCCGUGUGAUUUUAUUUUUGCAA
Messenger RNA from Cornus florida, 2383 nucleotides. Its product is annotated as glucan endo-1,3-beta-glucosidase 5-like. Gene Ontology annotation, biological process: carbohydrate metabolic process. The transcript is spliced from 2 exons. Gene Ontology annotation, molecular function: hydrolase activity, hydrolyzing O-glycosyl compounds. NCBI's taxonomy places the organism in Eukaryota, Viridiplantae, Streptophyta, Magnoliopsida, Cornales, Cornaceae. Bases 859 to 2340 code for a protein of 493 amino acids. The record is from RefSeq and is a predicted model, not a curated record. Gene Ontology annotation, cellular component: plasma membrane.